This is a messenger RNA of Pseudovirgaria hyperparasitica, 865 nucleotides long. RefSeq lists its product as uncharacterized. Lineage: Eukaryota; Fungi; Ascomycota; Dothideomycetes; Acrospermales; Acrospermaceae. The transcript has a single exon. The coding region runs from base 166 to 750 and encodes 194 amino acids. The record is from RefSeq and is a predicted model, not a curated record.
AUCAUCAUGAUCUCGUCUGGGGAUUUCAAUGGCUUGACGUGCCUAAGGAUCAGGCGAGUACAUGGCCAAUAAAGAUUGUUUGAAGCCUUCCCAGCGCGACUUUGGUAUCGUCCAUACGAUACCUUCCAUGGUUCGCGAUGACUAGAAAUAUAGGAUCUCGGCACGAUGCGCUUCAGUGACACAGCACGCAUUGAUCUGCUAAUGUGGAUGGUUUUAGUAGCGGUACAUGAAAAAUCAGCCGGGGGGAGAGGGUACAGUAGCGACCUGCGCAAACCGCUCCAAUCAGUCAUGCAUCAAUGCAGGACGCAGUCCUGUGGUCUUCGAUGCGCCCGUGCUCUGCGCAGCUCAUGGAUGAUAGUAGUCUUCGACAUGCUCGACCGAGAUGCGUGUGCCGCAAGCUGGAGCGGGGGAUGUCAGUUAUCGCUACUUGCUCGCCUCGCGGUUGCCUUUUAUCUACCUCGCUCCAGUAUGCUAAAAUAUAUAUCCUCGUCGGUGAUUUACGUUGUUGCUAUCGUGGUCAUCCGUUUUCUUGCUUUCAGGGAAUCUUUCUCGAUGCAAGCAAGCAUCGCCAAAGCUCAAUCCAGGUCCGACCUCUACCCAAGACAGUACGUUAAUUCUGUCAUGGACAACAGUCUCAUAGCCUGUCAACAAUGUGCCACUGCGAGGGUAAGAUGUAACAAAGGUCCUGUCAGUAUUGUUACCAUAAAUUUAGCUAACUCUCAGGGGCUCACCUCUCAUCACGAGAUGUGAAGCAAACGGAUACAUGUGUCAGGUACGACGAAGAAAAAACGUUCGCAGGAACGGGUCGAAGAAGACUACAACCAACGAUAAAGCCACCAAAGCUCGCUACAAUUGCAAGGCUACU